CCAAUGGGAUGAAGAGGAGGGCGGUUAGCAGUGACUCUGGGGUUGAGUUCGGUGUUGGUUGGUUGAGUUCCUGCAAUGUCCGCGAUCAAAGCUUUAAACCCGAAAGCCGAGGUGGCCAGGGCCCAGGCCGCACUCGCUGUGAAUAUUAGUGCGGCUCGGGGUUUGCAGGAUGUGCUGAGGACCAACCUGGGACCGAAAGGAACCAUGAAGAUGCUCGUUUCUGGUGCUGGAGAUAUCAAGCUUACUAAAGAUGGUAAUGUUUUGCUGCAUGAAAUGCAAAUACAACACCCAACAGCCUCUUUAAUUGCUAAAGUGGCUACAGCUCAGGAUGAUAUGACUGGUGAUGGCACCACUUCCAAUGUGCUCAUUAUUGGCGAGCUGCUGAAACAAGCAGAUCUCUACAUUUCAGAGGGCUUGCAUCCCAGGAUUGUGACCGAAGGGUUUGAAGCAGCUAAAGAAAAGGCCCUUGAGAUUUUGGAGCAGGUGAAAGUAACCAAAGAGAUGGAUAGAGAGACACUUCUCAAUGUUGCCAGGACAUCAUUGCGCACAAAGGUGCACAGAGAAUUGGCAGAUGUCUUAACAGAGGCUGUAGUUGAUGCUGUGCUGGCAGUGAAGAAACCAAAUGAACCCAUUGAUCUCUUCAUGGUUGAGAUUAUGGAGAUGAAGCACAAAACUGAGAGUGACACAAACCUGGUGAGAGGACUGGUCUUGGAUCAUGGUGCUCGUCACCCAGAUAUGAAGAAAAGAGUAGAAGAUGCUUACAUUCUUACCUGCAAUGUUUCACUGGAGUAUGAAAAGACAGAAGUAAACUCAGGAUUCUUCUACAAAAGUGCUGAUGAAAGGGAAAAGUUUGUACAAGCUGAGAGAAAGUUCAUUGAAGACAGAGUUAACAAAAUUAUAGCACUGAAGAGAAAAGUUUGUGGUGAAUCUAAUAAAGGAUUUGUAGUUAUUAACCAAAAGGGUGUUGAUCCAUUAUCAUUGGAUGCAUUUGCAAAAGAAGGCAUUGUGGCAUUGAGAAGAGCAAAACGAAGAAACAUGGAGAGACUGACACUUGCUUGUGGAGGCAUUGCCAUGAAUUCUGUGGAGGAUCUCACCCCAGAGUGCUUGGGACACGCUGGACUUGUGUAUGAGCACACAUUGGGUGAAGAGAAGUUCACCUUUGUUGAGCGAUGUGAUAAUCCUCGGUCGGUAACACUGCUUCUCAAGGGACCAAACAAGCACACUUUAACACAAAUCAAAGAUGCAGUGCGUGAUGGUCUGCGUGCUGUUAAGAAUGCAAUUGAGGAUGGUUGUGUAGUGGCAGGUGCAGGUGCAUUUGAAGUUGCUGUAGCAGAUGGUUUGAUCAAACACAAGGCCAGCAUAAAGGGCAGAGCACAGUUGGGAGUGCAAGCAUUUGCAGAUGCUCUGUUGGUUAUUCCCAAGGUACUUGCACAAAACUCUGGAUAUGAUCCUCAAGAGACUCUUGUAAAAAUUCAGACAGAAUAUUCUGCAUCAGGUCAACUUGUUGGUGUAAAUUUAAACACUGGUGAACCAAUGCUAGCAGGGGAAGCUGGGGUUUGGGAUAACUAUAACGUCAAGAAACAACUGCUUCAUUCGAGUACUGUAAUUGCUAGCAAUAUUCUCCUGGUUGAUGAAAUCAUGCGAGCUGGAAUGUCUUCUCUGAAAGGUUGAAUGAAGAUGGAAUUCCCUUAUAGUUGAACAAAUCUUGUUCCUUUUGAGUCUAGUAUAUCACUAUAAUGUGGCCAACUGAAUAAAACUGCUUCAGAAAUAAAAGUGUAACUAGUGUUGAGAGUUCCAUUCUGUGGCUGUAAGCAUAUGCAAAGAUAAUGUGCAUUUUCACCAAGGCUCUUAUGCCAUUAGCAGUAACACAUACAUUAUAAGCACUCAUGUUUCAUGGUUAUUUAUGGUGAAUCAUUUUUGUAUUCUUAUGUUCAACUAAACAGUUUGGUUUCCCAAUCUUUGUAUUCAAGUGUUCAGUAAAGUUUGCAAAUGAAA
Carcharodon carcharias (great white shark) is the source of this 1995-nucleotide messenger RNA. It is a transcript of the gene cct6a, whose product is annotated as chaperonin containing TCP1, subunit 6A (zeta 1). The record is from RefSeq and is a predicted model, not a curated record. The transcript is spliced from 14 exons. Gene Ontology annotation, cellular component: chaperonin-containing T-complex. The coding region runs from base 76 to 1671 and encodes 531 amino acids. Gene Ontology annotation, biological process: protein folding. NCBI's taxonomy places the organism in Eukaryota, Metazoa, Chordata, Chondrichthyes, Lamniformes, Lamnidae. Gene Ontology annotation, molecular function: ATP hydrolysis activity; ATP-dependent protein folding chaperone; ATP binding.